Messenger RNA from Echinostoma caproni, 678 nucleotides. Lineage: Eukaryota; Metazoa; Platyhelminthes; Trematoda; Plagiorchiida; Echinostomatidae. The record is from the annotation of a GenBank genome assembly.
AUGCUGUUUGCUAUUGCCUGCACUCAGAAUGGUACUGUGGGAGACCAAAAACCGACCGACUUCGAGCGUCGUAUCAAUGAGGCGGUGUUUCCUGGUCUCCAAGGCGGUCCCCAUGAGAACACAAUCGCUGCUAUUGCUGUCGCAUUACGAGAAGCGGCUAGUCCGAACUUCAGGGCAUAUCAAAAACAAGUGUUGUCAAACAUGCAGCAUUUAUGUACCACGCUCAACUCUUUGGGUUAUGAGAUUGUCACGGGUGGAUCAGAAACGCAUGUCUGUCUGUUGGAUUUGCGACCGAACAAAUUAGACGGAUCCCGAGUGGAACGAGUACUCGAGCUGGUCGGAAUAUGCGACAAAUGCUUCCCUGAGCCAGUACUGGUUACAAGGUCAAAGACGGACGAAUCGCGAUCUAGUUUAAGUCCCAGUGGUAUACGUUUGGGCACGGCUGCGCUGACUUCACGCGGACUGCUGGAGGCUGAUAUCACUAAAGUGGCUGGAUUUAUUCACCAAGCCGUUUUGCUUACUCUUCGUGUAAAUGAGCUGGCCGGAAGUAAAUUGAUCAAGGAUUUUCAUGCCGUUUUGAAUGACAAUCAGGAAAUCAAGGCCGCAUUGUCUGCUAUGAAGAACGAAGUGGAAGCGUUUGCUGCCGGAUUUCCAAUGCCCGGUUUUCCGAACUUUUGA